Messenger RNA from Tetranychus urticae (two-spotted spider mite), 2311 nucleotides. Its product is annotated as lipase 3. Gene Ontology annotation, molecular function: hydrolase activity, acting on ester bonds. The record is from RefSeq and is a predicted model, not a curated record. Gene Ontology annotation, biological process: lipid metabolic process. NCBI's taxonomy places the organism in Eukaryota, Metazoa, Arthropoda, Arachnida, Trombidiformes, Tetranychidae.
UAAUAAUUUUUACUUUCCAAUUAAACUGAAUUGAGUAUACUCAAUACACAAUAAUACUUUGUAUACACGCGUAGAGACGAGAAAAUGCAAACAGUUCCAAAAUGCAGCUCAACAUGCAAAUUUGAAUACAAAGUACAAGUAAUUUAUUUUGUGAAAUUUACACAGUGAAAUAUAUGCCGAAUCAACAUCUACACGCGGCUUUAUGAAUCGUGAUUAAAUUUGUUGAUAUUGAUUUGUUUCAAGCGAAAAAACUCGAAACAAAUAGUUUUGUGACCAUUUUACUUUUGAUGAACUGGAUUAUCUUAACUAGAAUGAAACAUUGGUAUAUAGUUCCAUGUAGUUCCAAUAGUGGAAUCGGACAGCAAAGGCAUCUUUUCCUUUUCACUUCCAAUAAUUAAAUUUUGCUCUUCAUUAAAAUGGGUUCUAAUUUAUUGAAGUUCCAUCUCAACAUCAUUCCAAAUUUCCUUUUGAGUUUACUUCUUUCUCCAAGUUAUCAAAAUGUUUCAUCCCAAAAAUUGCCUCCACCAGAGAAUCCAACCUUUGCUCGGGAGCAGCUUCUAUUGAAUCCAUUCAGGACAACAUUGAAUCAAGGUCUAACCUGUGGACAGUUGAUUGUAUCUCGAGGCUUCAAAUAUGAACGUCACUUUGUUACAACAGAAGAUGGUUACAUACUUCAAUUGUAUCGAAUCAUCAAUCCAUAUGCUCAAGCAGCUCGAGGACGGAACCUCAAGCCUAUUCUAGUGCUUCACGGUGCACCCACUUCAUGCAGUAGCUUCAUGAUCAAUGGACCAGGCGGCCAUAUAAAGGAAUGGAUCAAUGGUAAUCCUCCUCAUGAUACAUCGAAAAGUCUUGCUUUUGCUCUGGCUAAUCGUGAGUUUGAUGUUUGGCUGGGAAAUGUAAGAGGAAACGUAUAUUCGUUGAAUCACACUCGACUUGAUCCCGAUAGAGAUCGCGAAUUUUGGAAUUUCUCAUUUACUGAAAUGGGCUUGUAUGAUAUACCUGCAAUGGUUGAUUAUAUUAUUCAGGAAACUGGUUAUGAGAAAAUUGUUUACAUUGGUUAUUCACAAGCCACUAUUGCAAUGCUAACGCUAUUAGCCAAGCAUCCAGAGUUUGCCAUUAAACUGGAUUUAAAUAUUAAUAUUGCACCAAUAGCGUUUUAUGGUAACACAAAUGGACUGUCUGCCUUUGUACCGCGAUCAAUAUUGCUUUCGAGGAUUGGUUUACUUUACUCAGGUCCUUUGAUUCCCUUUUUACCAUUUGUUGACGCCUUUACAUCCAUCCUUUGCACAAGCAAUGUUCUUAGCUCGAUUUGUCUCGAAAUUUACAAUUACUUGUUUGGACCUGAUCGUGAAAUGGUUUCACGAGAUCAAAUAAAAGAACUUCUCAGUCAAUUGGACCAAGACUCGUUUAAAAAUGCUCUACAUGCAAUUCAAUCAUUCAAAUAUGAUCAAAUUCGUGAGUUCGAUUAUGGUCCAAAGAAAAACCUUGAACUAUAUGGUUCGACCAAACCGCCCAAAUAUCCGUUUGAAAACGUUCCAACCUACAAUUUGGUUCUCAUUAGUGGAUUGAAUGACUAUUUAGCGCCACCAGUAAACAUUCAAAAACUAAGAAACAUUUUGCAAGGACCAGCACUAGUUGAUUAUGUUAUUACCUGGCCUCUUUGGUCUCAUGCCGAUAUACUACUCGGUGAUAAAGCCUUUUACUACUUGCAUAGUGUUAUCAUUGAAAUCAUUCGAAAAUAUGGCGACAACGUCCAAGCUUCAGAGGAAACUCGAUGAAAAUUUUUUGCACACACUUUUAAUCAACUGUUUUAAUCGCGCUCGAAUUAGGAAAAUACUUUCAGUGGAUUAUUUCAAAAUUUAUUUUGAUUAAUUUAGUAUCAAUCAAAGUACAUAAUCAUUUUAAUUUAUAUUAUAUUUGGUUGAAACCCUUGUUUUAAGUUUUCUUAUGGUGUCUAUUAACAAGGACAAGCUCAAUCAAACUUAAAAAAUCAACAUUCAAUUCGAUAUCUGACUCUUCAAUUUUUUAUCUAAAUUCUACCAUGACAAUUAAGGAAAUGAAAUGCUGAAGCUGAAUGGAUAGCUGAGAGAGAUGCUGAAGUCAAGGAGUGGGAAAAAAUUACCAAAAUGUGUGAUUUCAAUCCAAAGCCUAACCAAAAAGGUGCAAAAGACACUUCUAGAAUUCGUUCCCUUUUGGUUCACUUGAAGCAGAAUCCACCCCUAGAAUCUGCUUGAUUCAAUCAAUUGCUUCUUUCCUGUAGAAUCUUGAUUUAAAGUCAUGGUUUUGUUUUAUUACAAAUUCAAAAAAAUCG